AGGUUAGAGAGAGAGAAUAGGCAUGGCGGUCCACGGCAGAGAAUGACCAAUCUUUCCACUGAAACUUGGCCACAUCUUAUCCACACGCAAACCCACAACAUGAAGCACCGAUAACACACAGACGUCCACACACCCACACCCACAUCAUCUAUCUUCUCAGUCCACCAAAGGCAGCUUAGAGAGGGAAAGUAGAGAGACAACGAGUAUGUCAGUGACAUCACCAUCGAUCCCAUGUGUCAAGAUCUCAAACCCAUCAUCCCCAUCAUCGUGUUCCUCUUCUUCUUCUCCAUCAUCUUCAACCUUCAGAUUCUCUGCAUCUAAGCCCUCCAUUGUCACCAUAAGGAGCUCUCAGACCGAAGGCCCUUUGAGAAGACCAGUCGCUUCUCCUCCUUCUCUGAAACCAGUCCCGCCGUCUCCUCCUUCACCACCUUCCUCUUCGCCGCCACCACCGCCGCCACCGAAGAUGUUGGAGGACAAGAGUGUAAUUACCUUGGAGUUUCAGAGGCAAAAAGCUAAGGAGCUUCAGGAGUAUUUUAAGCAGAAGAAGCUUGAAGAAGCUGAUCAAGGCCCCUUCUUUGGAUUCAUUGGCAAGAAUGAGAUUUCCAAUGGCAGAUGGGCUAUGUUUGGCUUCGCCGUGGGGAUGCUAACAGAGUAUGCAACAGGCUCGGACUUUGUUGAUCAAGUAAAGAUACUUCUGUCCAAUUUUGGAAUAGUAGAUCUGGAAUGACUCUUCUGAUUGAUCUUUAACAUUCAAUACUCUUGUCUUCUGUAAUUGUUGUAGUCAUAUCCAAUGAUUCACUGUAACUUAUUUUGAGUAAUUUCUGUAAAUUUAUGUUUUCUCUAAGUGCUUGAUUGGAAUGACUCAUUCGAAUUUCCGGAAUACAAGAAGUUUGUUGUUUUUGCCA
Messenger RNA from Cornus florida, 905 nucleotides. RefSeq names its product light-harvesting complex-like protein OHP2, chloroplastic. Gene Ontology annotation, cellular component: chloroplast thylakoid membrane. The transcript is spliced from 2 exons. The record is from RefSeq and is a predicted model, not a curated record. Bases 206 to 727 code for a protein of 173 amino acids. Lineage: Eukaryota; Viridiplantae; Streptophyta; Magnoliopsida; Cornales; Cornaceae.